Molecule: messenger RNA, 2077 nt
Organism: Episyrphus balteatus (marmalade hoverfly)
Lineage: Eukaryota; Metazoa; Arthropoda; Insecta; Diptera; Syrphidae
Gene: Whamy
Exons: 5
Coding region: 149-1981 (610 amino acids)
Biological process (GO): actin filament polymerization
Cellular component (GO): cytoplasm; actin filament
Molecular function (GO): actin binding; microtubule binding
Source: RefSeq, a predicted model, not a curated record
UUGGCUUUUUUGUUGUGAUAUAAUAACGUAGUUGUUAAAUAAAUUACACAAAUUGUUAACAACAGUGUAAGUGAAACAAAUUACAAAUCAAUUCGAUGAAUCGUUUUGAAUAGUGAGGAAGUUCGAAUGUUGAUAUUGAGGUAAUGCUAUGGACCAACAGAUUGUCAGCGAACCAAUGGAUUUUAACUACAAAGAAGGAAAUGCAGUAGAUUUCACAAAAACAUUUGAUCUCACUGGCAAUGACAAUGAUCAAAUGCUCAAACUAUAUUUGAGAAAAGCUGGGCUUUCAGAUAAUAUUGAAUACUUGACUUCAGAACAGAGAAGAGCUUUUAUAUAUGACAUUAUAAAAAGUAACAAAAAUCCAGGUUAUUGGAAGCCAAGCGUACUACCACAAACUCCAACACCUUCUCGAAGUCCUUUUCAGAAACCCGCAGUUGAGCGAGAGUCAUCGAUAUCACUUGACUCAAUUGAUGAUAUACCUCCAGCUUCAAUGACAUUUGAUUUAGACAAAUAUAGACAAAAUAAAAAUGCCAACUCCAAUCUUAAUAGAAAGCAAAAUAAUCUGCCUGUUGAACAGAUGCAAAACACUAGAACCACACUUUACGAAAGGCAAUUCAGUCAAAAACAGCACAUUUCAAAUAAAGUUAGCAAUCCACAACCAAAACAGACUGUUUCAAAUAAAGUAAGGAAUCAACAACCACAACCAUCAUCAUCACCAAUUCCUCUCCCAACAACUACGUUAGUUACAAGAAAAGGACGAAGAUUAGAAGUUAGUGGCCCACAAAAUUUCAGACACAUUUCUGGAGACAUGACAAGAGAUAUGACUAAAAAUGCAUUUGAUCUAUCUGGGAAUUUUAAUAGCAAUUCAUUGAAAAAAUACAUGAUUGAGCGAGGUAUCACCGAAGAAGAUGUAAGUGGGUUGGAUCGUAAGGAUUUAAUUAGAAGAAUUGUACAGUCAGAGUAUACUUGGAUGCCCCCUUCAAGACAUCAUGUAGUCCAUACUGUUCCACCGCCACCAUCUAAAACCUAUAUAGCUGCAACACCAAGGUCUCCUUCACCUCCAAGAAAUAUUAAUCUUUCUAAGGGAGGUGCAAUAAUUGUGGAACCACCAAAACCACCUCAGACUCUUGCGCCAUUAGGCGAUGAUAAUAUUUACGAAGAAAUAAUUCCACCUAAGCGAAACACGACAUCAAUUAGAAGACAGCGUAGAAAACCACUUCCACCACCACCACCUCCACCGGUUUCAAGUGAUGUCAAUAAAGUAUCUGAAUCUGUAAACUCACAGCAGAUAACAAAUGGAAAUGAUUUACCUUCAAAGGUGCCAGUAAACAAAUCCAAAUCAUUUAGUGCGGUUCCACCUCCCCCACCACAUCCUCCUCCACCUACAACGGUGUCGACAAAUAAGCCAUCAGUGGGAGUCCCAUCUCCCCCACCACCUCCUCCUCCCCCCAUGCCGAUUGAACAAUCUGCAAAAUUUGAAGCUUGUGCACCUCCUCCACCACCUCCUCCUCCUACAGCAUUAAUGCCAAUCAACGUUUCAAAAGAGUCAUCACCCCAACAACCCCUUACAAAUCCAGGCUCAGUUGAUGGUCCUAAGAAACAACAGUUUAGCCCACAACCUAAAGUGUCGGCGGGACCUCCCCCACCACCUGCACCACCCGUUAAUAUUAUUAAACCAAGUGCACAGUUUAAACCAGCCGAAACUGGAGGUGAACCAGACCGAAAUGCUUUUCUAGAAAGUAUUCGUACUGGCGUAACUCUGAAGAAAGUCACCAAUCAAGAGAAAAAGAUUACAAAUAAUACUGGCACUCCUAGUGCAAUGAAACAGCCUCCACAACAACAGAAAAUUCCUUCGGAUACAAUAAAACAAGCUCCUGUGCAUUCUGAAAAGCCUGAUUUUAUGUCUGAGCUUCGUAAUGCAACCCUUAAGCGUAUUAAAAAGCUUGAACAUAACCCGUAUGCUUCAGAAUCUGAAUGUUAAAUGAGUUCAGAAAGUGUUUUUAUUUUUAUAAACAAUGUUUUUUUUUGUCAGUUAACUUUUAUAAAUCUAUUAAUAAAUAAAACAACUUGCAUAAUA